GUAGAUUCUUAGACUGUUUUUAGACCUGUAGUUUUCAUCCACAAGAAGUAUGUAUUUCAGUACUGUUUUUUACAUGAUUGAUGAUGCGUGAGUCACAAUUUGCACUUUUCUCGGCAUCCGUUCCUAUUUCUUCUAUCAAGAAGUGAUAGUAUUAUUACAUCCGUUAUUUGCUGCCAAGGUAUAUUACUCGUUGUCAUCUGAGCCUGUCGAUAAUCGAUAAAUGGAAAUCCACCUGUGCUCUUUAGGUUAAAAAGUUGCUGGCCCCUCUUCAGAUGUCUGUGGUAUCCAUGUAAAUCUAAGGUAUUGUUGGAUUGGUGAUUGAACAAAGAAGAAGAGUGGCUCAUUUGAGGUUUCUUUUACGGAAAGGAUGCCGGUAGGCGUGCCUGGCUCGCCCACACGCUCGCCGAUGAAGUCCUCGCCGUCAAGAUCUCCGACCCGCCAAGGGCCGCGAGACUAUCAGGCGGGACCAGUAUGCGGUGGAGCGAUCCUGCGUCCGAAAGAGGACUACACAGUGAAGGAGAUUCAAGUGCCUACGUCUAUGCAGCGCACCCUUAUCUUCGUAGUCGAUCUCUCAGACGCAGUUCUGAUGGACCCAGAGCUUAAGCCUCUGGAAGAUCUACGGAGCGAUGUCCUCGAUGCGAUGGGAGUUGCCAGCGGAAAAAGGGAGUUUCAGGUUCUUGGCGUUUCUAAAACUUUUUGUUUUGUUUCUAAGGCCAACGAGAUUGUUUUGUUGCGUAUCAGAGCUUGACGUUGGCUAACUGGUUUCUUGAUGUGCCAUCCUCUAUAUGCAGGUCAUUCUAGCGGGUUAUGAGGGACACGAGCGUUUGGAAAUCACUGACACAGCAGCGCUAAAAUCGUUUUUCGAGCGAAUGGAAGUCCGGGAUCAAAAGAGUUAUGAAAGCGACGCGGACUUGUAUGGGUAUUCUUACACUUCUCUUUGCACUCGAAAUUUCUUCCAGAAAAUGUUGAUCAGAAGCCUUAUGCCUUUCUUUGGUGCAAGAAUUUCUUUUAGAGGACAACUCCUCCUCCGUGUGGGGAUGUGUACUUUGUUUCUCAUCUCUCAACCAAAUCGUGCAAUUGAACCUAACUCAGGGAUGAUCCGGAAGGCAAUGGAGAUCCUGCUAGGAUAGCAGCGCUGAAGGACUAUGCGAGUUAUAAAAAGGCUGCAACCGCAGAGUUUGCGGCGACGAAGCAGCAAUUAGCGGAGUUGAGGCUGGGUUCAAUCAUCACCAAGAUGCAGAUGCGCCGAUAUAUCGACCGGCUUCUAGAAAUUCAAAAGGAUUCUUUGCAGGCAAACUUCGAGCGCGACACGUUCAAGUACCAAAUUUUUUCACUGAUAUUCGAGAUUCACUUUCUUUGCACCAGUAAUCGAUUGAUCUUGAGUACAUUUCUUUCGGAUCAAUUCGUAACAUUGAAUUUCGGUUGCACAAAUUCUUCACUGCAGCUCGCCAGUUUGCCAGAAAAAGUCAGUGAUGGUCUUGCCUCUCUUUACAAUUAUAGGCACUUGGUCGCUGAAACUGAUAAGAAAGUCGAGGCUGUGAAGCAGAAGUUGCAGGAACAACAGGACUUGUAUUUCGAAUUGGAGUCUAGCAUUGAGAAGAAGGUGGUUUCAUCAAUCGCUGACGCGCGUGUAGUUUUCGAGCAGGACAAGCAGCGAGAAAUGCAAAAGCAACGAGAAGACCUGACGGAGAAAUUCAACAAAGAACGAGAUACAAUCCUCGCGGACGCGGAACGGAAACUCCAGACCUGCACAGCACCCCUCCAAGCGAGGAUAGCUGAGUUGGACGCUAACCUUUUGAAGUUCGUUUUUUCCUUAGACCAAGUAGGCUGUUGUACCCUUUUUUGUAUGAGUAUUCCGUCGUAUCAUCAUCAACAUAUUACUGUACUUCUUGUAGAAGUAGAUGAGGAGGCAAAAAUUGAGGUUCAUUACAACAUCAGAAUCUUUUGAUGAAACGCAGAAAUACCGUUUAUUUGGUCUUGCAAUUCUGAUUCUGCAUUGUGAUAUUCUGACACAACUCAACACCAGGCAAGAGGACAAGCUGAAGGCAGCAGAUGCACAAAUAUUAGAAGCGAAGAACUCACUGGAGACGACACUAAAGGAGUUGGAGGCGACAAAAACAGAAAAGGCUAUUGUCGAGGCGAAGCUGCGCGCCCUAGAGGGCGAACUUGGGGCUGCAAGGGGUAGUGUUCUAUAGACCCUCUCCAAAGUAGAUGUAACUUCCUAAGUAUCCCGCCAUUCUCUUGUAGGCAUGAUGUAAUAUCUCGUUUCCAUUCAACAUUCCCCUGAUCAUGUUACUUCAUCAGUAUAAGAUGCUUGUACGAGUACGUGAUCGUGAUUCAUAAACUUUCGCUGUACUACUACUACUACUACUACAUGUAGAGAGAGCAGCCGUCACUGAUUUAGCUCUUUCAUUGCGAUGCGAAACGAAAAAACUAAAAAGGCCCCCGCUUUUGACUCUCGGCGCUCCUCGGCUGCUGCUGCUGCUGCUUUUUCUGUGGAGUUCUUCCUAUUUUUUGUUAACUACUUACUACGGAGUUGUCUCCUUCAGCGAUCGAAUAGUAUCUACAUAGAUACAUUGGUUUUAGUUGAUACUUUUUUACGUUUUUUACCGCUUACCAUAGCUAAUUAAUCUUCCUUGAGUCAACGGCAUGUGAGCAUAUCGAGUAGUAGCAGUUAACGCGAGCAUGCCUCUCUACCUUAGUUGUCAUAGCAGCUGCGGCAGUUAAAUUACCCAGCUCUAACUACAUAGACAGAUUCCUUCUGUUAGUUUUUACAUGUCGGCUAAGGGUCAGCAGCAGCUACUUUUUUUUGGUCGCGCAGAGAGUUCAAAAGCGGGGGUCGGUUUAUGAAUCACGUACGAUUCUCGGUGUUAUUUUCACUAUGGAUUGUGAAAUAAUUCUGAAUGCCCGACUUUCUCUCCUCUAGCUUCGCUGAAGAGCCUGCAAGAAAAGCUUGAUAAAGAGGUGGGCGACGCUAAAGGUAAUUAGCUAAAUGAAGUGUUAAACGUUAGAUAGUCUCUAUUUGUUUUUUUGUUCGGUAAGAAAAUAAUCGCCCGGUAGCUGCUGCUGACCCUUUUCGUUCGCUGUACCUGCUUAGAAUACCUACAAAGAUUUUACACCAGUCUGGAACCAAAACUGUCACUAAUGUUGAGUCACACCGUCGCUUCCGUAUGCUUUGAUGGUGGAAAAGAUUCUCAACAUUCGUCUACAAAUACUUACAGAAAAAGCUGCCGCAGCCGAGUCCGCCGCUGCUGCUAAACUUGCAGGUAGAUAAAAGGGCUUUAGCCAAAAAUUUUAGAAGUUUCUGACGAAACAACAUCUUUUACAGCUGAUAAUUAGAGAGAGCAGAGCAAGGAUAAAGAUUAUUUUUAACACGAGGUUUAGACAUAGUUGUAGACAAGAGUCGACAUAGUCACUAGGACACAACAUUACAUGCUAAUUAAACAUAAAACAAUAGCUGCGGAAGAGAAAAAGAAGCGCGAGGAGGAGCGUCGAGAGCGGGAGGCCGCCGGUAAUGAGCUUUUUGUAAACACAACAUGAACGAAAUAGACAACUUGUGCAUAACAGGGUAAUUUAGAAUAACGGCCUGAGAAUAUCAAGCCGUGGCACGGUGGUUCAUAACAAGAUUGGUGGUAGACUAGUGAGUAAAAAUAACUCCUACAAGUAUUAGAUAGAGAAGGUACUUAGUCCGUGUAGUAUUAACAUAUCAGUCUGACGGAUCUUUUUGUUUUACAUUCAGCCGCGAAAGCAGCCGAGGAGCGCCGGAAGGCGGAGGAGGAGGCCGAAACAUCAAGUAUUAUUUAAAUCAAUUAGAAGACGCCAUGCACCAUUUGAUUUGAGAAUGAAGACAGCCAUUGCCUUCGUGCUCAUCCCAAGAGCAAGCGAGCACGGGUCAGACCUGCUUCCCACCCCAUGCUGAUUUCCCUAAACAAGGGUGAUACAUUACUAGACUGAAGCGCCCGGGAGCACUCACCCCACAAUCCUCCACCCUCUGCACGCACUUCCCCCGCCAUUGCGUGGACCCGCUUGCCCGGCCCCUUCCCUACGCGGCAACUGUCUGCCGGAGUUGAUAGAUCGGCGGAGCAGCACAAGAGCCGGGCCCUUGGCGGUCUGCGGCUAUUGAAAAGACACGCCUGGAAAUGGUAGACCCGGGGCCGGGGGCUUGCUGGUCUUCUGUUAGGUUUAGCACCUUUGCGGAAGGCUGAAGCGUUUAACUUUCGAACUUUUAUAAUUCGUCUUCCUCGAAGAAACUGAAAAACUUUGCACAUAAUUUUUUUGAAGUUCGUCUUUCUUCGAUAAAUUCAAACACAUUGCCACUUUCGCGCACUCAAGUUUGGGCCUUCAGUUUCUAACUUUAUCGCACAAAGCGAACGCAAGUGCCAGGGUGGCGCGUUGUAGGUUUCAGGUUGAAGACUUGAAGCCGCAAGGCAGUGAAAAGCUUUGCGUGUGGUUUCUUUCUUUCAGAUUUGAAAUAUCGAGGUAAACUUUUUCAAAGUCCUAGAGCUUUUAACUUUAUCGCCAAAAGAAUAGACUAAUGCGCCCGGGUGACGCGUCACUGGAACGCGCAGCGGAUUCUAAUCACGGCACAGCGUUUUUGCAAUUUAUCUCCCUUGGAUAAAAUCAAAAGUUUUGAUAUUUGCUCGCUUUCAAGUUAGUUUGAGGCUUCGGCUUGAAGUUGAAACUUUUCAAAGCCUUAACGCUUUUAAUUGUAUUGGCCACAGAAAACAACUAAGCGCCAGGGUGGCGCGUUGAAGGCUUCAGGCUGAAGGCUUGAAGCCUCAAGGCAAUGAAAGGCUUCCAAUUUUUUUGGAAUUUGUCUCUCUUUGAUAGUAGAGUCAGCAACUUUGCUGUUUUCGGGCUUUCAAAUUUGCGGCCUCAAUUUCAAAUUUUCUAAAAUCCCAAAGCUUUUAACUUUAUCGCCAACAGAAUAGACUUGAACGCCAGGGGGGCGCGUUGUAGGCUUCAGGUUGAAGGCUUGAAGCCUCAGGGCCGUCAGUUCCCAAGUUCGUAAAGUUCUUAAGUUCGUAAGUUCAGAAGUUUAGAGGUUCUUCCGAAGUUCGUAAGUUCCUAAGAAAGUUCAUGAGUUAGGGUGUUGGGGGUUCGAAGGUCGAAGCGUGAGAGUUUGGCGGGGUCGUUGUUGAUUUUAAUAUUAUAUGCGCCACGUUCCUUACACUCAUUUCAGUGAUCCCGUAUCGGUUCUACCAAGUCAAAGUGGCUGCAUGUUGUUUCUGUGAUCACAUCUAUGUUCAGGGCGGCAGGCGGAGGAACUAGCAAAGCUGAAAGAGGAUAUGGAGGGUCUCGCUAAAAGUUUAGACGAGGCAUAUAAGAUCUUCGAUGAUUACGGUAUUCCGAUUCCGGGUCGAACCACACAGGAUCAUGACGCUCGGACAUUCAAGUGGAAGAUUACGGCUGAACGAAUUCAUCGGUAGAUGUUGCACUGGACGACGACGACGGCCCUUGGUAGAAGAUGUGGUGCUGAACAGGAUAGUUUGGUUGCUUUACAAAAGGGUGCAACAUAUACUAACUGUUCGUUGUCCUUGGUCUCCGGCCGUUUCCAUCUUGUUCUAAUGCAAUCACGAAGCUGGAGGAAAAAAUAGAGGAAUAUGCCAAGGACCGACCGUGCAUGAGCCAGGAAUUCACGCUGUGGGGUCUUAAGGGUCUUCAAGUGGAGUGGUAUCCAAAUGGCGUUGACAAUAGCUUCCCCGGUUGGUCAGCAGUAAAACUGAGGAUACCGACAAUGCAGUCUAGGUGUAAGGUUGCAGUCAAAUGGAGGGUCAUAUUUGGCAGCAAUCUGUGGGUACUUAUUUUAGGCUACGUACUGCCAAAAGAUUACUUUCACCGGAGGAAAAGUCAUUUCCAUCUUUGUGUAAAUGCCGAACACUAUUCCUUCAAAUUGUAACGCCGAACAUAAUACCAUGCUAUAAAUGCCUUCUACAAGCGAGUAAUCAGCAAAUAGUACUCUUUCAUGAUUUUCAUUUGUCUCUUAAUCUACGCUCAGGUCGGACCGCGAUCUGACGAAUUCUGUGAGCAGUACUGGUGGUGCAGAAAAGGCGUGAUAAAUUGGCCAAAUUUUUGUAAGACAGAAAUACUGAAGCAGCAGGUAGACGAGAAGGGCGCAAUUACUAUGACAAUCGACAUCAUCAAAGCCACCAUUACACCUGUUGACGAUAGAGGAAUUACCCUUGCAGGUUUACCAAAGCGGAUGCCGCAGGUUCUUGGUACUAAGAACCAUCAUCAUUUCAGCAUCAGCGGCAUUUCACCAAAAAAUGAUGGGCAUUUUAUUUUGGCUUCUUUCAAUCGCAUUUUAACUAUCAUCGCCUUAGAAGCAUCAAAUGUAUUCAACAUGCAUGGCACACUUGAUUAAUAUUGAUUCACAAAAAUUUUACAGCUACACAGUCCGCAGCGCAGAUGCAUUCCAUCGCGCUGGGUGGCGGAUUUAACAGUAUCCAGGGUAAAGGCGAUGUGACCGAUGUAGAUAUCGAGCUUGUUAUCUGCGGGGAGCGGUUUGACGAUCCGCAGCUGAUCAAUCUCAUCAAGAGAUAUAUCAAACAAACACACCUUGCAAUCGAGAAUAAUCCACACGGGGUGUCAAGUAAGAACGCAGAGUCGCCUAGGUAUAUAGAGUACUUCUACUUUAUCAAUGCAUGAUACGUCGAAGGCGUUGUAGUUGGAAGGCUGGAUAAAAGUAAUAUAUUGGUGCUAGUGUUUCAUCUUCGAACCAUUUUUGUUUCGUUCAUAGAGUCAUCGUGGAAUGGCAAUCAACACACUUUCCUCAUUGUGCACAGGUAUAACGGAAGUCCAUGCACUUUGCGGCCACGCACUCAACAAACGAGUAAGUUUGCUCAGUCACCGACCUCCCGUCCGGGAACCGUCGGGUUCGGCCAAACUGGCAGCAACCCAAGUAGUCCGAUGCGCCCAGGAACCAGUGCAGGACUAGUGCUGCCCUCGAUGACCGCAAAUCUUUUAUGAAAUAUAACUUUUUUCUACAGCUAAUACCUGUUCAACUACCACGCUUGCUUCGAACAAGCAGCAAAAUGUAAACAGCUCACAGAACAGAGUUGAAGAUAGAGGCUGCUGUUCUCACUUGGUCAAAUUGGUCUCUACAGCGCCAAAUGUUGAGAAUUCGCUUUUCUAGACCGAACUCAAUUCUGACAAUAGCAGGACCACCUCCAAUUAUGCCUUCUCUAACACUCGGCGGCAUGAAUAGCAUGAUGAGCAGUACCGGAGGCCUCCAAGGCUCCCCAUCCGCGCAAGGGUUCUUCUCGCCUAUGAACGGCAACGAAACGGCAUUCGCUUCUAGUACUGCCGCCAGAAAGCGCGGCCUGCCCAUGUCGCCUUCGAGGUCGCCGAAACGGAUGUGACCUCCCUCAGACUUGUGCAUAAAAGUCUCAGUAGGUACUGUGAAAUUAACACAGAGGAUAGCGUUCAUUGCGUGUAGAAUGAUACAAAGACUAUACGAGUUUUCCAUUGAUAAGGUAUGUCACAUUUGUUGAACAAGUCUAUCAUUGAUUAAUUGUUACCACACAUUAUCACAUAUUCAUUCUGAGUCUGCUGCGAAAGCGCACAGAAUUUACAUCGUCUAUUUGUUGGGGCAUCAACAGCCUUUUCAUGCAGUUGUGUCCAUAUCACGAUCGACUUGAAAAGCAUUUUUCGGAUGGAAUCGUUGUAACCUCUAGGUAACAUCUUCUUGUAUAGUUAGCUUAUAGACAAUGUACAACUGUUCACAUGAUCAACACAGGUUGCAUACUUAAGCUUAUUUACACAGACACACGCACACAUGGACUCCAUUGAGCUACUACCUAUCCCGUAGCUGUAUUAAAGUGAGGAGUCAUGUUGAUGAGUGUUAACAACAAGUAUAUUCAAUCCAUUUUUGCUGCUAGUAUACCUUUUGGAGCAUAGUGAUUUUCUCUUUUUUCGUUUCUUGGUCUUGUGAUUCAUAGUUUUGCACACAUAGUGCAUCGAGCGUCGAAUAUUUUCUGCAUUGAUUUCAGACAUGGUCAAAAAUGGAGGAUGAUAAAAGCGACGUCAUGGUACAUUAUGAAAUCGGAUAACGACACUCCUGUGUGUGUAUGUUGAAAGAAAGAGGUUAAUUACGAAUAUUUCGUUUCGCACUCGCGGCUUUUCGAAGUUCGUCGGCCGUG
Messenger RNA from Amoebophrya sp. A25, 8141 nucleotides. The record is from the annotation of a GenBank genome assembly. Lineage: Eukaryota; Dinophyceae; Syndiniales; Amoebophryaceae.